AUGGCGUCGCGAGCAAACGAUGGGCCUUCCCGGCCCGACGUGGGCGACGUCUUGAUGGUGAUCCACGACUUUAUUGCCCGCAGCUCGGAUGAGCUGAGCCUAAAGAAGGGAGACCGAGUCGAGUUACUAGAACGAGACGACGAGUUUGGUGAUGGAUGGUUCCUGGGUCGGCACGUCGCGAACAACAAUACUGGCCUCUUCCCCGAAGUCUAUACCCGACCAAACCCAAGAGCCGUUUCGAACCCAACCUCGACUCCUGCCUUCGUAGCCUCACAACCGCUGUCACCCUUGGUGGAGGUUACACAAGAAGCAUCCCUCCAAGGCACCGCGAGUAAUAUUGCUUCGGCCAGUACAUCUACCGUACCUCUGUCUUCAAGCGCGAUGCCAUCUGCUUUGCCAGCGCAUCUGGUCAAAGCUGAAUCAGCUCCUGUGUCUGGUCUGGGUGGCACAGGAUCACCUGUUUCCGGCCUUGACAGCGCGGGACAGGACGAGUUUCUAAAUGAGACUUUGAACGUUAUCAACGAGCACAUUACUCAUUUGCAGUCACCGCCUGGCACUAGCCAUGGCAACGCUGCCGCCACAGACUCCGGCAGCGAGUACAGCGUUGCGAUUGACCACCGAAUGUCGUAUAUCCAAGGAGAAGAGACGGACGAAGAAGAAGAGGCAGUACAUAGUCGCGCCGAGGUGGAGGCCUGGUCCCCAGACGACGUGGCCGAAUAUCUCUUUACUGAGGGCGUGGAGAAGCACCACUGCGAAGUUUUUAGGGACCAGGAAAUUUCCGGCGAAGUGUUAUUAAGCAUGGAUCAGAGCUCCCUGUUCAUCAAGGAUUUCGACCUAGGCUCCGUCGGCCGCCGCCUUAAAACGUGGCAGAAGAUUAAGGCUCUCCAAGAUGAGGUUAGUGUCGACGAACCAGAUUCAAGGCGCGCCACGCAUACGCGCGGCAGCGAUGGCGGAUCCGAGGACGCGAAACGGACGAGAAGUCGAACGAGCACCCUGACAGGGAACUCAAUAUCACGACCCACCUCCGUCCAGGCUAGGCGCCUGUCCCUGGCUCAGUCAUCUAACAAGGCCUCUCCAGCCGCUCAUAUGACCCCAACAAAUGGCACUCAGGAGAGCCCAUCACGUACACACCUCAAGCGGCCAUCGGCAGCGUCCAUUCGGGACCUCAACCACUCACGACGACACUCAUCGACCGAAUUCCGCCUUCCAGGCUCCAAUGCGACGGUGCCCAAGGUAUCGGCAAACGCGAAUCUCUCUGCCGGUGGUGAUGGCGUGCAUAAGAAACAGCCUUCCUUUGAUCGAAACUGGACCCUGGGCGGCGCUGUCUCGCAGACUUCUCAAAGACCGCUCUCCUCCACGGGACUACAAGAAAUGCUAGGCGUAUCCGAACAAGAUUUGCAGGACUCGGCCGUCGAGCUGGAUCGAGGCUACUUUUCCGGCACUGAGGUAGAUGGACGGAAGCGCAAUGUCUUGCGGAAACGUGAUAGCGCUAACUACGGGACUCAGCAGAGCUACGCGGACGAGCAGAGAGUACGUAGCGCAACCGCCCUCUCCCGACACUCCAGAUACGGUAGCGUCGAUUCUUUCCGGGAUGGAGCGCCGUCUGCCGCUCAGAAAUACUAUGGCAUCCAACCGACUCCCCACAAACGAAACGCCUCCACGAACACGACCGAUUCUGUUCGCCCACCGCCCCCAGCCAAGGAUGGACCUGCUCCCGCCGUCACCAAGCUGGAUACUGUAGUCAGCCCUACCCAGACGGAAUCAUCGCCAAUUGUCGGCAGAGCCCAGGGCCUCAGUGCCGACUGGCUCUCAUCAGUGACCAAGCCAGUCGGCAAAGCCACUCGACCAGCAAUGCGAGCCAUUUCGGAUAAGCUCACAUUUGAGAGAUCCAAGGGUGGUGGAUCAGCUGAUCUAUCGACUAAUGAGCCGCCCUUGCCUUCUCCCGUGCGAACAGGAUCCAGCACCGCUUCAGCAGGACAAAGCCUCGAUCUCGACUCUCAUGAGGGCCUCAAAAGUCCCGUCACGGCAACGGCUCCGAGCAACAAGAAGGGUGGAAAGAAGGGCAAGAAGGAAACGAGUGCCUACACUCAGGGCUUAUUGAAAAUAUCGCCGCAGGUGGCCAUGAAGGAUGCUGAUUACUACGGCUGGAUGAAGAAGAAGAGCUCCAACCUGAUGACAACAUGGAAGCCCCGAUUCUUUGUUCUCAAGGGACGCCGACUUGCCUAUUACUACUCUGAAGACGACGACCAAGAGAAGGGCCUUAUUGACAUCUCAUUCCACCGUGUGCUGCCGGCCGAUAACGAGAGGCUGACCGGAUUACAUGCUACAUUAACUGGCGCAGGCGGCGGGCCAAGCAUGCCAGGCAGUCACAGCAGUCCCGCAGGGGAUGAUGGUGCAGGCGUGGACAAGGGUGACGAUACCAUGUUCAUCUUCAAAUUGGUCCCACCGCGAGCGGGCCUAUCCAAAGGCGUCAGCUUCACCAAGCCGACGGUUCACUACUUUGCUGUGCCAAACCUCAAGCAGGGCCGUCUUUGGAUGGCUGCCUUGAUGAAGUCGACAAUCGAGCGGGAUGACACCCAACCAAUCACGACGACGUAUCAGCAAAAGACAAUAUCUCUUGCCAAGGCGAAACAGAUGCGCCAUCGCCCUCCGGGCUUUGAAGACAGCCAGAUGGCACCACAAGACGGUGAAGCGGAUGGCGCAGACAAGUUGGCAGCUCUCAAGAUUGACGGCGCUCGCUUAGACGUCAAUUUUGGUGACAAGGACGGUACUUUCUCCCCCCUGAGUGCAUAG
This is a messenger RNA of Trichoderma harzianum CBS 226.95, 2793 nucleotides long. RefSeq lists its product as hypothetical. Gene Ontology annotation, biological process: actin cytoskeleton organization. The coding region runs from base 1 to 2793 and encodes 930 amino acids. Gene Ontology annotation, molecular function: protein binding. Lineage: Eukaryota; Fungi; Ascomycota; Sordariomycetes; Hypocreales; Hypocreaceae. The transcript has 3 exons. The record is from RefSeq and is a predicted model, not a curated record. Gene Ontology annotation, cellular component: plasma membrane.